Messenger RNA from Bombina bombina (fire-bellied toad), 4581 nucleotides. RefSeq names its product leucine rich pentatricopeptide repeat containing (gene LRPPRC). Gene Ontology annotation, molecular function: protein binding. Lineage: Eukaryota; Metazoa; Chordata; Amphibia; Anura; Bombinatoridae. The record is from RefSeq and is a predicted model, not a curated record.
GCCGGCUGUCACGUGUUCCCACUGUCCUUGGCAGGCGUGCGUUCUCUGAUCAACAUGUCUGCUCUCCUCGCAUGUUCCAGGCUUCUCCUAAGGCAGGGUCUUCGUUCUUUGCCAGCUCCUUGCAACGUGCGACUUCUCCCAGGUCCUGCUAGAUACCUAAGCAAUCCACCAAGGUUUUUUGCAAUUGCUACACAACAGAAAGGAAGACUCGGCGAUGAACCAGCAUCUGCACUUCGAGCUAAACAAGCACAGCAGUUUGAUUGGGCUCUUAAUAAACUGGAUACCUCCGUUAGAAGAACUGGCCGUAUAACAAAAACACUUUUGUUGAAAAUUUUUCAUGAUAUCUGCAGAACAGGUUACCCUAGCAAUAAUCAGGCCUUGCUAUUGCUGCGCAGCUGCGGCUCUUUGCUGCCAGAACUGCAACCUUCAGAAAGGACGGAUAUUGGGCACAGAAUCUGGGACAAACUGCAAGAGCUUGGUGCCGUGUAUGAUGUGAGCCACUACAACGCUUUGUUGAAAGUCUAUCUUCAAAAUGAACACAAAUUCUCCCCGACCGAAUUUCUUGCCAAAAUGGAAGCAGCGAAUAUACAACCUAAUCGGGUGACAUACCAAAGAUUGAUUGCGGCUUACUGCAAUGAUGGUGAUAUAGAGGGUUCAAGCAAAAUAUUAGGUUUUAUGAAGAACAAAGAUCUCCCUAUCACAGAAGCUGUGUUUAACACCCUGGUUACUGGACAUGCGAGAGCUGGAGAUAUUGAGAAUGCAAAAAACAUCCUUUCUGUCAUGCAAAAUGCAGGGAUAGAGCCUGGACCAGACACUUAUGUUUCACUGUUAACUGCAUAUGCUGAAAAAGGAGAUAUUGAAAGCAUCAAGCAGACACUAGAAAGUGUGGAGAAGGGUGAAGGAAGUCUUACAGACCGCGAUUUGAUGCAAGUUGUUUGGAGCCUUGCAAAGGCAGGAUACCCUCAAUAUGUACAGGACAUAGUGGAACACAUGAGAUAUGACAGAGGAUACAUACCAGAUGCAAUGAACCUGUGCUUGAGCUUGCUGACACAAGGUUUUGAAGAUACAUCUUUCCAAAUUUUAAAAUCCUUUUCUGCUGCUGGCUCAGAAAGCCAAAAUGGAGACGUGUAUCAGCAUGGGAACUUCUUCUUGCGCCACUGUGUAACUUUAGAAAAGCCUGCAAGCAAGGUGAAGCACUUUUGUGAUAGCUUAAAAGAGGCCAAUUUACAUUCCUCGCCCCUUCAGUUUGCUGUAUACUGUGCCCUGGAUGCCAAAAAAACAGAUCUGGCUCUGGACUUGAUAAAGAUGAUGAAGCUGGAAGGCUUGCCUGUUAGGCCUCACUAUUGUUGGCCUCUUCUAGCCACUUUCCAGAAGGAGAAGAACAUCGAAGGUACUAUCAAAGUAUUGAAAGCCCUGCAUGAUCUAGGUGUGGAAGCUGAUAUGGAGACGUACACUAGUUAUGUACUAAAUGUGUUUGAUGACCCAAAGUCUGCUCGGACUGUGUUGCAGGAAAGUGGCUGCCCAUUUAAUGCCAACUGGUUUCUUUUGUCAGAACUCCGUAAUGAAGCAUCACAAGGAAAUCUUGAAAAUGUGUACUCUCUAUUAUCGUCUGCAGAUACUUCCCCUGUCGAUUUGACUAAUUUUAGAGGUAGUCUCAUUUCUGGGUUUAAGAGGUCAAAUGAUGUGGAACUCAUGGCCAAGAUAACAGAGCUCUUGUACAAGGAUGGUCGCUACUGCCAAGCAUCUUCAGGACCAACUGCAGAAGCUGUUGGCUAUUUUCUUUAUAACUUGAUUGACAACAUGAGUGACUCAGAGGUACAGGCCAAGGAGGAGCGUUUGAGACAAUACUUCCAUCAGUUGAAGAAGAUGAACAUAUUCAUCUCUGCAAACAUAUACAGAGGCAUCCGUAACCUUCUGGAUUCCUCUCAUGUUCCUGAAUUGAUUAAGGAUGUAAUUAUUUUGGUGGAUCCAGUCGAAAGGUUAUCAGCUUCAGAUUUGUCUAAGACCGGGGAAUAUAAAGUUGCAUCUUUAGAGGAGGAACUAGAAAAUCUGAGAAAUUCAAACCAGUCUAUUGGGGAUACUCUAAAGCAGCUUAUAAUUGUACUUUGUGGAGAUGAGAACAUGCAAAAGGCUCUAGAAGUGAAGGCUAAAUACGAGGAGGAUUUGAGUGUUGGAGCUUAUGCAGCGUUAAUUAAUUUAUGCUGCCGUCAUGAUAAUGUAGAUGAGGCGUUAAACCUGAAGCAAGAGUUGAAUCGCAAAGAUUCAUCUCUUGUUCUUGACACAAACAAGUACUUUGCACUGUUGAAGGUCUUGGCAAAGAAUGGCCGGAUUGCAGAUGCUAUUAACAUUCUAAAGGAGAUGAAAGAGAAGGAUGUUCCUAUGAAAGAUACAGCAACUACAUCCUUCUUCCAUAUCCUCAAUACAGCAGCCAUGAGAGCUGAAACAGAGACUGUUAAUCAACUGCUGGAAAGCAUAGUAACAUUGGGUUUGGCCAAACCUACAUCUAACUUGUGCUCACCACUGAUAAGUGUACACCUGGAAAAAGACGACAUUGCAAGUGCCCUAGACACCCUGCUCAGCUGCAGCAAAAAAUACAAUUGCAUGCCUCGGUUACAUGACAUACUUUGUCGGCUGGUAGAAAAAGGAGAUACAGAGUUGCUUCAGAAAGAAGCAUAUGAUACAUUUUUAGAUGCUGAAAAAUCCAAGACUGUUUUGCACUCUUCUGCAUAUUCAAGUCUUUUAAAAGUACUACUUGCUGAAGGUUUACUUGAAGAGGCACUCAAAGUAAAAAACACUGCCGAGACCCACAUCAAGGGCUUCACACUGAACGAUGCUGCCAACAGCCUCCUCAUCAUAACGCACGUUAGGCGGGAUUAUUUGAAAGAUGCUUUAGCCUCUCUGAAAGCAAUGCUUGAAGGUGACAAGGUGCCCACUCAGCUGGCAGUCACUCGUCUUGUCCAAGCAUUAGCCAUGAAGGGGGAUGUGGAGGGCAUUGAAACAGUCAAAAACAUGAUGAAAAACAUUGGCCAUUCCAUUCGUUUAUCACAGAUGCUUUUUAUCAAUAACAAAGUUUUGGCUCAUCUGAAAAACGGUAAUGUGGAUGAAGCCAUAGAGUUUGUUGAGCCAUUGUACAACUCAGCCGAUCAAACUUCACAAAUCACAAGUAUGGCAUAUGUGUUCAAAAAGGUGAUUGAUGAAAACAUGGAAACAGCACUAGAUAAAUUUACAGAGAUGUAGUGCUGUUGCAGAGCAAACGCAGACCCUAGUGUCUUUUAUAACAAGAUCCGCACAAGUUCCCUGCAAGCCAGAAGCAAUCACCAGUAUACUUGAAAUUAUCCCAGAUUUUCCUGAAAAAGAAACUGCUUAUUCCUACUUAAUGAAAUGUUACGGAUUAAACAAAGAUGUGGAUGCAGCAAGUGCUUUGUAUGAGAAAAUGAAAGCCGAAAAAAUGAAUCCAGAUGAGCUGUUCUUGAAACGUUUGGCAGUUCUUCUAAAAGACAGCGGAAAGCCAGUCCCUUUUACAGAGCCUCCUGAAUCGUUCAAAUUCUAUGCAGACAAACUGAAGCGAGAGAAGCAAGACUCCGAUGAUGAACACUAGUGAAUUUAGAAUCAACAACUGUUCUCUUUUUUUGUUUUGUAUUUUUAUUGUUUUGUUUUGUAUUUUUAUUUUUAAUCCUGUAUUUUGUUGCUUAAAGAAAUACAUUUUGUGAGAGCUCUAAACUGCAAAUUAUAUUUAAUGUGGGGGUAUUACAAUUGUGUAUAUAUUUAAAUAUACUGUUUCUUGUAUACAUAUUUCACUCUCUCCUUAUAUGUUAAUUAAUUUUUCUUAUAAAAUAUAUUGUAUGACAUCACCACAGCAAAUGUGGUCUUUGAUGUCUUACAAAUACUUCCCAUAAUGCAUUUAGGAAUAGUUGUUUUUGCAUUCUAGACUUCUGAAUUACUCUUAUCCCCUAAAUUUGCUUUAACUUUUUGAAUGUAUUUGUAGCAUCAAAUGAAAUUUAAUUUUUUUUUUUUUUUAAGACAUUUAAGUGACUAAACACCUCACCAAGACUUACUUUUCCAUUGGUAAUAAGAAGACUUGUUUAAGAUUUAACAAACCAAUACAUUUGUAGUUAAAAAGACAUACAAUUCAACAGUAAAAUACUUUGAGUUUCAACGCUUUAAUAUUGGGCGGCUAUGUUUGUCUCCAUGUUUAACCUCUGCAGUUUACUACUGCUCCUGAUUCUUUCACUGGCCAUGUCCAGUUCAGGUGCGGCAACGCAGUAGUAAAAUCUUCUAGCAUAUCAUAACAUUUUACUCUUUGACUUUUAUACACCUUUAAUUAUAAAACAAGUUUUCCCAUCUUUUUCCUUUUUAUGAAUGUCUCCUAGACUUAUUGUACAGCUGUCUCGCCUUAUUUACUGUAUAAAAGUUCAUUAUGUUUACAAAUUGCUGAAAUCAGUCCGUUUGUAUCAUGCACACAAAUUAAGAAUUCUCUUUACACAAUGCCCUUCCCAUAAAUAUUUAAUUUGUCUUUCUUUUCUUUUUUUUUAACUUGUCAUUUGCUGUUUAAUAAAAAAAUAUAUAAAUUAGACUAUUAAA